UAGACCAGUACUGUGCCUUUAAGAAGAGAGCUCGGUCAGCUCACUAUCCUCUGGUUCUCCACCUUCCUCCCUUCCGUUGAGCUUCAAGGGAUAUCAACCCGGCCCGAGAUAGGCUACUGAUAAGCAAUAUUCAGCAUUCAAGGUUAGUCGAUCAGGAGAAGAAUGGAUCCAGUUUGAGCAUCUUGACUGAUAAGACCCUGUCCAGUUGCUGAGUGUGAUCCUGUAACCAUGGCGACCUGCGGGCGUGGCUGCAUCCCUGCAGUGCGUUUCUGCCAGAGGCUGAACCGACUGAAGACCCUGGAUGAUGACUUGAUGGUGACGUCAAUGAAGCGUUGCCUGACCAUGGUGGACCUGGCCCUGCUGGGUGUUGGGGGCAUGGUGGGCUCUGGCCUCUACGUCCUGACUGGCACUGUUGCCAAGGACACCGCUGGACCUGCCGUGGUCCUCUCCUUCCUCAUAGCAGGCAUCGCCUCCCUGAUGGCUGCCCUCUGCUAUGCAGAGUUCGGAGCUCGUGUUCCCAGAACGGGCUCGGCCUACAUGUUCACCUAUGUUUCUUGUGGAGAGAUCUGGGCCUUUCUCAUUGGCUGGAACGUAGUGUUGGAGUACAUGAUUGGUGGAGCCGCGGUGGCGCGGGCGUGGAGUGGUUACCUAGACUCCAUGUUUAACCACACCAUCCAGAACUACACAGAGAACCACAUAAUGAAGUGGAAUGUUCCCUAUAUCGCCCACUACCCUGACCUGCUGGCUGCUGGGAUUCUAGUUGUUGCCACCAUCUUCAUAACCUUCGGAGUGCGAGUCUCCUCUUGGCUCAACCACAUCUUCUCAGCCGUUAGUCUGGUUGUCAUACUCUUCAUCUUGGUGUUUGGCUUCGUGCUAGCCGACCCAGUCAACUGGAGCCAGAAGGAAGGAGGUUUUGCACCGUUCGGUGUCAAUGGGGUGAUGGCGGGCACAGCCACUUGCUUUUACGCAUUUGUUGGCUUUGAUGUGAUUGCAGCCUCCAGUGAGGAGGCAAAGAACCCCCAGCGAGCCAUUCCCAUGGCCACAGCCAUUUCCCUGGGCAUGGCCGCCACAGCCUAUAUCCUGGUCUCCACAGUCCUCACUCUCAUGGUGCCUUGGCACUCGCUCGACCCAAACUCAGCCCUGUCUGACGCCUUCUUCCGCCGAGGCUACAGCUGGGCUGGCUACAUUGUGGCAGUAGGGUCCAUCUGUGCCAUGAACACAGUGCUACUCAGCAACCUCUUCUCUCUCCCUCGGAUUGUUUAUGCUAUGGCGGAAGAUGGCCUCUUCUUCUCCUUCUUCGCCAAGGUCAACCCUGUCACCAAGGUCCCUGUUAAUGCCAUCUUGGUGUUUGGCCUCCUCAUGGCCGUCAUGGCCCUCAUCUUUGACCUGGAGGCCCUGGUCCAGUUCCUGUCCAUCGGCACCCUCCUAGCCUACACCUUUGUGGCAGCCAGUGUCAUCGUGCUGCGCUUCCAGCCUGAGAAGGAGAGGACCAGUUCCAAGGCUAACUCCACCAUGUCCCCCAACUCUAACCCUGAGCCCUCGCCCGAAGUCUCAGAGUCUCAGAUCAUAGCUCAGGACAGUGGGGAGCUGAAAGAGUAUGAGUCCUUCUCAGACAAGCUGCAGCUGGUGGAGAUGCAGAAUACCAGGGAACGGAGUGCCCCAGGGGUGUUGAAGGCCCGCUGGGAGCCUUACCUGGGCAGGUUGCUGGGGGACUUUGAGCCAGGGGAAGUGGUGGCCUUUUCUGUGCUGGCGGUGAUGGUGAGCUCAGUGUCCCUCUGUGCCGUGUUUGUGUUUGGGAGUAACCAGCUUCAGCUGCCUACGUGGAGCUUCGCCCUGCUAAUAGUGGUGUUUGGCUCAACCUUCCUCCUCAGCCUGGUCGUCAUAUAUGCCCAUGAACCUCAUGUCAACACCAAAACCUUCCAGGUACCCUUGGUCCCAUUCAUUCCUGCUGCAAGCAUCCUCAUGAAUGUGUUCCUAAUGCUGAAGCUCAGCCCCAUGACCUGGAUCCGCUUUACUGUAUGGGUGGCUGCAGGUCUGCUCGUGUAUUUUGGCUAUGGGAUCUGGCACAGUAAGGAGGGCCUGAGGGAGCUGCAGCCAAAGGAUAUGGCAGCCAGGUACGUGGUGCUCCCCAGUGGCAGCCUGGUAGAGACAGUCCAGUCUGUGCAGCCGAAUGGACAGCGUGACGCCAGCACCCUCCACACCACUCCAUCCCCGUCUGCUGAGGAGCAGCAGGCAAAGAGAUGAUGUGUAAGAAGGGAGCCAUUCUUAUUAAAGUGGGCCAUUAUCGUCUAUCAGCUCCUGCUCGUAUACUUUUACUGCUUUCAUUACCUCACUCUCUUCUCUUGUCACCCCUCCCUCGUGUGACUGGCCUCAUACAGUUGAUGUGCAACCCCACAAGGCUUUGUUUCUCUGCAUUAGUAAACACACAUCACAGGAUGGGACUCACUCUCAUUAUGAAACAUAUUUAUAUCUGUUAAUAUGGGAACAUACCUUUUAUAGCUAUCCAACAUUGUUUACGAUAUUAUUUAUUUCAAUAAACCAGCACAGGUGUUUUUUCUUUGUUA
This is a messenger RNA of Salvelinus fontinalis (brook trout), 2564 nucleotides long. RefSeq names its product cationic amino acid transporter 4-like. Gene Ontology annotation, molecular function: amino acid transmembrane transporter activity. The record is from RefSeq and is a predicted model, not a curated record. Gene Ontology annotation, biological process: transmembrane transport; amino acid transport. The transcript is spliced from 5 exons. Gene Ontology annotation, cellular component: plasma membrane. Lineage: Eukaryota; Metazoa; Chordata; Actinopteri; Salmoniformes; Salmonidae. Bases 229 to 2244 code for a protein of 671 amino acids.